This is a messenger RNA of Emiliania huxleyi CCMP1516, 2494 nucleotides long. RefSeq lists its product as hypothetical. NCBI's taxonomy places the organism in Eukaryota, Haptophyta, Isochrysidales, Noelaerhabdaceae. Gene Ontology annotation, molecular function: transcription cis-regulatory region binding; DNA-binding transcription factor activity, RNA polymerase II-specific. Gene Ontology annotation, cellular component: nucleus. The coding region runs from base 49 to 2247 and encodes 732 amino acids. The transcript has 7 exons. The record is from RefSeq and is a predicted model, not a curated record.
GCAAGGCGCAAGCCGGAGAUCAGGCGGUCGCACGCCGACAGAGUCGCGAUGCCGCCUCGAGCGCGCGUCUGCACGGCCUGCAAGGCCGCCAAAACCAAGUGCUGCCUCGACGGCCUCCCAUGGGACCCGCAGAGCGGCCGCAAGUGUGAUCGCUGCGCGCGGCUCGGCGUGCGCUGCACAGCAGCGCCUCAGGCCGUCGACAAGCGCAAGGCCUUUAGCAGCAGCUCGGCCCCGUGCAGAGUCGUGGCACCGGGCGGCGGCAUGCUGCUUCACAUCGCGCCGAGCUCCAUGCUGACGCAGGCGCUUGCUCAAGUUCCGGGCACCACCUCCUCCUCCUUUGCAGACACCUUGUCGUACGUGCUGGCGCCGGGCGCCUCGCCGGUGGCGGCUCGGUACGUCCUCCGCGCAAUCGCGACGACGGCGCGGCGGCGCGGCACCUACGAGCUCACCGAGUUUGUGACGCGCCUCUGCAACCACUACGACAUUGCGCUCGACCACGUCAUGGCGGAGGCCACCGAACCACUCCCAGCGCUCGGGGACAACGACGACGACCUGCCGUCCUUUUUCGAGGAGAAGCUGACCAGCUCCUCGGCGGGCUUCGUGAACGUGCGCUCGCGCCGCGACGGCGAGGCCCGCUUCUACGCCAACGCCGCCUUCGAGGCCUCCUUCGCCGCUGUGCGCGAGAUGGACGCGACGUGGCAGUCCGGCUCCAUGGAGAUCAACUCGCUCUUCGUGCACCAGGAAGACUGCCACCUGGUCCGGCGCCUCUUUGGCGAGCUCUACCGCGCGUGUGCGCCGGACGAGGUGCUCGAGAUGUCGACGCCGCGGCCGGUGCGCGCAUACGACCGCGCCGCCGCCGCCUACGCGCUCUUCGACUGCCGCGGAGCGAUGCUCGUCCAGCACGAGGGCCGCGCCUUUGUGGGGCUCGUCGAGCUCUUCCUGCACGCGCCGGGCGCCGCGCCGGUGGCGCCCCUCGCCGCGCCCUCCGAGCCGCCGUGGGCUAAGUCCGGCAUGCCGCCCGCGCUGCCUCCCCUCGGCGGCAUCGCGGCCACACCCCUCCCCACUCCGGCGCCGCCCCCGCUGCCGCCGCCCGCCGCCGCGGCGGCGGCCGCGAGGCUGCCGCCCCCGCCGGAAGCGACCUCGCUCGCCCCCCACGCCUCCCCCUGCUCCUCCUCCUCCUCCUCCUCGGCGGGGGGAGCCACGGGGGCGGCCGUCUCGCCGGGGGCGGCGGCAGCGGCGGGCCCGUCCUUCGGCGCGGCGCGCGAGGAGGCGGAGCCGGACCUGCGUUCCCUCGUGGUGGGCGCCACGGGCAGCGAUUGCAGGCCUUGCGGCGGCGGCGGCGGCGGCGGCGGUGCCAAGCGGCCGCCAGACCCGUUCGGCGGCGUGCCUCUCGACGUGACCGAGCAGCUCAUCGCCAUGUCGAGCCCGCCCAAGCGCUUCUGCCUCCCCAACGGGCGGCCACUGCAGCUCUUUGCGACGGACCACUUCUCCGUCGUCCCGCCGCCGCCGCCCUCGCCGGGAGGGGCAGGGGACGGUGUCUCGGCCGGCUCGGAUCGACCCGGCGUCUGCCGCAAGCCGAGCAUCGCGUCCGAAGGGACGCUGGAGGAGAUCUCUUCCUUGUGGUUCGACAUUGGGUACGAACUCGAGGCCGGAUCGGCUGAGUGCGCGGUUGCGGACGCGGAGAUGGAGGAGGAGGCCGGGGCGGGCGAUGCCGGAGCAAGCCACUUCCUCGGCCCGGCUCCAGAAAGCGGGGGAGAGGGCGGUGGCUCGUCGGCGCUCGUUAAGCUUGCGGGCGCCUUUAUGGCGACGUUGGCGGUCUCGUCGAUGGCUUCGAUGGCGCGAUCGGCCAAGCGUACUCACAAGGACUCAAAAAAUGGUGCAGCCCUCUUGAGCCCCCCUUCCACUCAAUUCCCCCCCUCAAAGACGCUCUCAAAGCAGAGAGAAGCAGCACUGGUACGAGUGAACUCGAUCAACAACAUGUCCGAGAACAAGACGGAAGUGAAGGCCCGCAUCGUGUCGGCCGAAGACGGCAGCAUCAAGGUCGUCGUCUUCUCCGCGCCGGAGUCGCCUCCGCUACUCGGAGCAAAGGCUUGUGCCGGCAAGACCGCACCCGCUGAGGACGUCACCGUGGCCGAGUCCGGCGCGUCAAUCAAGGAGUUUCCGGUGGAGGAGCCCGCCCCGGCGGCGAGCGCCUGGCAUUCUGCGCACGUGCGUCUGCCGACCCACUCCUUCAUCCGUCCCGCGUGAUGCGUAGGGCGUCGCCGACUGGAACGUCUCGACCAAGGAGGUUCCAGAGGAGUUUCCAGAUCCGGCCGGCGCCAAGGCCGUCGGCAUCCCGCCCAAGAGCGAGCCCAGCCCGCUCAAGGACGGCAUUGACACGGGCGGCGGCAACGUCGCGGGCGAGUUGUCGCCGAUGAAGUCCUUCGCGAAGGUCGGAAUCGUGCCGGCUGACGACGGCCGCAUCACGAUCGUCAUCUCCGCGUCGGUGUCGCCU